Molecule: messenger RNA, 1383 nt
Organism: Rotaria sordida
Lineage: Eukaryota; Metazoa; Rotifera; Eurotatoria; Philodinida; Philodinidae
Source: the annotation of a GenBank genome assembly
AUGAAAUGUAAUCAAAUGAAAUCCGACGGUUUAAGUUAUUGGAAUGUGAAAAAAUCGUAUAAUAAUAAUAAUAAUAAUAAUGAGAUGGAAAAUAUUGAUGAUGAAGAACAAUCUAUUGCUUUUAGUGUAAGUUUAUUAUUAAAAAACAGAAAUAUUUCUCAACCAAAUUUAGUACAAUUACCAUCACAUCUUAUUACAUCACCUGAUUGUCGAUGUCAUCGUUCAUUUCAUAUUUUUUGUACAGAUUUAUUUCAUGAAAACGAUCAAAAUAUAGAUAUGAUUAAUAUUCAUCCAGCACCACGUAUACAUGACAGAGAUUUAUCUCGUCGGGUAUCAACACCAUAUAAAAAACCUCGUCCACGAAAACUCGAAGAUAAUGAUCAAGAUACUAUUGUAACAACUAGAUCAGAACCAUGUCAAGUAAUUGUUCCAGAAAGUCAAUCACUUGAAAAAAAGUUACGUGUUCCACCAAGAUUUCCAAUGCGAACAACAUCAUUAAAUAUUCAACCUCCUUAUCGCUCAUAUCAAACAUCAUUAAAAUAUUCUCCAUCAAUAUGUAUACCAAAACAAACAGCAACAAUUGAUGAAUUACAAAUUCGUGCUUCAUCUGUUUUUGAUCAGUCACCAUCAACAUCACAAUUAUUUAUUCCACGUGGUCCACCACCAUCACCAAAAACACCUACACAAGAAUUAUCAACAAUAUUCAUAAGUUCAAUUAUUCCACCACCACUUCGUGCUAUAUCUAUAACACCAUGUGCUAGAAAUUCAAGUGAAAAUACAAAAAAAGUAACAAAUCCUUCACCAGUUAAAAUAAGAAAUUAUGAAGAUCAUGCACGAAAUUAUCUUUCAGCUUCAGACUGUUCUGAUAGUGAUGAAGAUAAUAAUGAGGAUAAUAAUGAUAAUAAUAAUAAAAAUAUCAAUAAAGUAAUAACUAUAAAAAAACCCAAAACACCUCAACGUACUCAAUCAUUAUCAAGAACAGGAACAACAUUACGUGAUCGUUUGUUAACACAAAAUACAAAUCAUUAUUUAAGUUUAGCUGAAGUUUAUUAUUCAUCAUUUGAUGUAUAUAAAAAUCUUACAGAAAAAUCUCGCAAAGGUUUAAGAGCACAAACACGUUUAACAAUGUCAAAUAAUGACAAUGAUGAUGCAUCAACAACUAUAACAAAAACAACAAAGACAACACAAGGACUACAAUCAAAAUCAGGUUUUGGAUUUUCUAAAACAGCAAGUUCAAUGCAUUUUGGAUAUGCAGCUGGUCGACUUCCUUUACAAGGAACUUUUGAAAAAUGGCCACAACCUCUUUCACAUCGAACAUCAAUUGAAAGAAAGCAAGAAGUUACAACACUUCGUCUAGUGACAUUGCCUUUGGUUACAUCUUGA